Pan troglodytes (chimpanzee) is the source of this 4757-nucleotide messenger RNA. RefSeq names its product protocadherin gamma subfamily A, 9 (gene PCDHGA9). The record is from RefSeq and is marked inferred. Gene Ontology annotation, molecular function: calcium ion binding. Gene Ontology annotation, biological process: homophilic cell-cell adhesion. NCBI's taxonomy places the organism in Eukaryota, Metazoa, Chordata, Mammalia, Primates, Hominidae. Gene Ontology annotation, cellular component: plasma membrane.
AGAUACCACAAACCUGCUCCCAGGCUGCAGCAAAACUCAGCCUCUUUCUCCUAAGGAAAAGAUCACCAUACUUUGCAGGGUGGAAGAAAGAACCUGAUGAAGCAGCGCGCACAGAGAGCCUUUUGAGAAAAUUCCAAAGCGAGGCAGCAAUGGCAGCUCCAACCAAAUGCCAGCUCCGCGGAAGAUUAGUCCUGCUAUGCUCGCUCCUGGGGAUGCUAUGGGAGGCCAGGGCCAGUCAGAUUCGCUACUCAGUGCCUGAAGAGACAGAAAAGGGCUAUAUUGUGGGCAACAUCUCCAAGGACCUGGCUCUGGAGCCCCGGGAGCUGGCGGAGCGCCGAGUCCGCAUCGUCUCUAGAGGUAGGACGCAGCUUUUCUCUCUGAACCCGCGCAGCGGCACCUUGGUCACCGCGGGUAGGAUAGACCGGGAGGAGCUCUGUGCUCAGAGCCCGCGGUGUCUGGUGAACUUUAAAGUCCUGGUUGAAGACAGAGUGAAACUGUACGGAAUAGAAAUAGAAGUAACUGAUAUUAACGACAGCGCCCCAAAGUUCCAGGCCGAAAGUCUGGAAGUAAAAAUUAACGAAAUCGCGGUUCCUGGAGCACGUUAUCCACUUCCAGAAGCUAUUGAUCCGGAUGUUGGCGUGAACUCCCUCCAGAGCUACCAGCUCAGCCCCAAUCACCACUUCUCCCUGAACGUGCAGACUGGAGACAAUGGAGCCAUAAACCCAGAGCUGGUGCUGGAGCGCGCCCUGGACAGGGAGGAGGCAACUGCCCACCACCUGGUCCUCACGGCCUCGGAUGGCGGCGAGCCGCGUCGCUCCAGCACAGUGCGCAUCCAUGUGACAGUGUUGGAUACAAAUGAUAAUGCCCCGGUUUUUGCUCAACGGAUUUACCGAGUUAAAGUCCUUGAGAACGUGCCCCCAGGCACCUGGCUGCUUACUGCAACAGCCAGCGACCUGGAUGAGGGAAUCAACGGAAAAGUGGCAUACAAAUUCUGGAAAAUUAAUGAAAAACAAUCUCUGCUAUUCCAGCUUAAUGAAAAUACUGGGGAAAUAUCAACAGCAAAAAGUCUAGAUUAUGAAGAAUGUUCAUUUUAUGAAAUGGAAAUACAAGCUGAAGAUGGUGGGGGAUUGAAAGGGUGGACAAAAGUGCUCAUUUCGGUGGAAGAUGUAAAUGACAAUAGACCUGAAGUGACCAUUACAUCUCUGUUUAGCCCAGUGAGAGAAGAUGCACCUCAGGGAACAGUAAUUCUUCUUUUCAAUGCUCAUGACCGAGACUCUGGGAAGAAUGGUCAAGUUGUCUGUUCUAUCCAGGAGAAUCUAUCUUUUAAAUUAGAAAAUUCAGAAGAAGAUUAUUACAGAUUGUUGACGGCUCAAAUUCUUGACCGAGAAAAAGCCUCAGAAUAUAAUAUCACGGUGACUGCAACAGACAGAGGAACUCCGCCCCUGUCCACAGAAAUUCACAUCACCCUGCAAGUGACCGACAUCAAUGAUAAUCCACCUGCUUUCUCUCAAGCCUCCUACUCAGUCUACCUCCCGGAAAACAACGCCAGAGGUACUUCCAUCUUCUCCGUGAUUGCCUAUGACCCUGAUAGCAAUGAGAAUUCUAGAGUUAUUUACUCCUUGGCAGAGGAUACCAUCCAAGGGUCUCCUCUCUCCACCUAUGUCUCUAUUAACUCGGACACUGGCGUGCUGUAUGCUCUGUGCUCCUUUGACUAUGAGCAGUUUAGAGAUUUGCAAAUGCAGGUGAUGGCAAGUGACAGUGGAAGCCCACCACUUAGCAGCAAUGUGUCAUUGAGACUGUUUGUUUUGGACCAGAAUGACAAUGCCCCGGAAAUCCUGUACCCUGCCCUCCCCACUGAUGGUUCUACUGGUGUGGAGCUGGCACCCCGCUCUGCAGAGCCUGGCUACCUGGUGACCAAGGUGGUGGCAGUGGACAGAGACUCAGGCCAGAAUGCUUGGCUCUCCUACCGCCUAUUCAAGACCAGUGAGCCAGGGCUCUUCUCGGUGGGGCUGCACACAGGUGAAGUGCGCACAGCUCGGGCCCUGCUAGAUAGAGAUGCGCUCAAACAGAGCCUUGUGGUGGCUGUACAGGACCAUGGCCAGCCCCCUCUCUCGGCCACUGUCACGCUCACAGUAGCCAUAGCUGACAGCAUCCCAGACAUCCUGGCUGACCUGGGCAGUCUUCAGAUCCCUGCAGACCUGGAGGCCUCAGACCUUACCCUCUACCUCGUUGUGGCUGUGGCAGUCGUCUCCUGUGUCUUCCUCACCUUCGUUAUCACGCUGCUGGCCCUCAGGCUGAGGCACUGGCACUCCUCGCAUCUGCUGCGGGCUACCAGUGAUGGGUUGGCUGGUGUGCCCACCUCACACUUUGUGGGUGUAGAUGGGGUUCGAGCUUUCCUACAGACCUAUUCUCAGGAGUUCUCCCUCACCGCUGACUCAAGGAAGAGUCACCUGAUCUUCCCCCAGCCCAACUAUGCAGACACACUCAUCAGCCAGCAGAGCUGUGAGAAAAAUGAGCCUUUGUGCGUCUCUGUUGAUUCCAAGUUUCCUAUAGAAGACACCCCUUUGGUUCCGCAAGCCCCGCCCAACACGGACUGGCGUUUCUCUCAGGCCCAGAGACCCGGCACCAGCGGCUCCCAAAAUGGCGAUGACACCGGCACCUGGCCCAACAACCAGUUUGACACAGAGAUGCUGCAAGCCAUGAUCUUGGCCUCCGCCAGUGAAGCUGCUGAUGGGAGCUCCACCCUGGGAGGGGGUGCCGGCACCAUGGGAUUGAGCGCCCGCUACGGACCCCAGUUCACCCUGCAGCACGUGCCCGACUACCGCCAGAAUGUCUACAUCCCAGGCAGCAAUGCCACACUGACCAACGCAGCUGGCAAGCGGGAUGGCAAGGCCCCAGCAGGUGGCAAUGGCAACAAGAAGAAGUCGGGCAAGAAGGAGAAGAAGUAAAAUGGAGGCCAGGCCAAGAGCCACAGGGCGGCCUCCCCCCAACCAGCCCAGCUUCUCCUUACCUGUACCCAGGCCUCAGAGUUUCAGGGCUAACCCCCAGAAUACUGGUAGGGGCCAAGGCCAUGCUCCCCUUGGGAAACAGAAACAAGUGCCCAGUCAACACCUACCCCCUUCCCCCCCAGGGGGUUGAAUAUGCAAAAGGAGUUCUGCUGGGAACCCCCAUCCAAUCAAUUGCUGUACCCAUGGGGGUAGUGGGGUUAGUGUAGACACCAAGAACCGUUUGCCACACCCCGUUUAGUUACAGCUGAACUCCUCCAUCUUCCAAAUCAAUCAGGCCCAUCCAUCCCAUGCCUCCCUCCUCCCCACCCCACUCCAACAGUUCCUCUUUCCUGAGUAAGGUGGUUGGGGUGUUGAAGUACCAGGUAACCUACAAGCCUCCUAGUUCUGAAAAGUUGGAAGGGCAUCAUGACCUCUUGGCCUCUCCUUUGAUUCUCAAUCUUCCCCCAAAGCAUGGUUUGGUGCCAGCCCCUUCACCUCCUUCCAGAGCCCAAGAUCAAUGCUCAAGUUUUGGAGGACAUGAUCACCAUCCCCAUGGUACUGAUGCUUGCUGGAUUUAGGGAGGGCAUUUUGCUACCAAGCCUCUUCCCAACGCCCUGGGGACCAGUCUUCUGUUUUGUUUUUCAUUGUUUGACGUUUCCACUGCAUGCCGUGACUUCCCCCACCUCCUCCUCAAACAAGAGACUCCACUGCAUGUUCCAAGACAGUAUGGGGUGGUAAGAUAAAGAAGGGAAGUGUGUGGAUGUGGAUGGUGGGGGCAUGGACAAAGCUUGACACAUCAAGUUAUCAAGGCCUUGGAGGAGGCUCUGUAUGUCCUCAGGGGACUGACAACAUCCUCCAGAUUCCAGCCAUAAACCAAUAACUAGGCUGGACCCUUCCCACUACAUAAUAGGGCUCAGCCCAGGCAGCCAGCUUUGGGCUGAGCUAACAGGACCAAUGGAUUAAACUGGCAUCUCAGUCCAAGGAAGCUCGAAGCAGGUUUAGGACCAGGUCCCCUUGAGAGGUCAGAGGGGCCUCUGUGGGUGCUGGGUACUCCAGAGGUGCCACUGGUGGAAGGGUCAGCGGAGCCCCAGCAGGAAGGGUGGGCCAGCCAGGCCAUUCUUAGUCCCUGGGUUGGGGAGGCAGGGAGCUAGGGCAGGGACCAAAUGAACAGAAAGUCUCAGCCCAGGAUGGGGCUUCUUCAACAGGGCCCCUGCCCUCCUGAAGCCUCAGUCCUUCACCUUGCCAGGUGCCGUUUCUCUUCCGUGAAGGCCACUGCCCAGGUCCCCAGUGCGCCCCCUAGUGGCCAUAGCCUGGUUAAAGUUCCCCAGUGCCUCCUUGUGCAUAGACCUUCUUCUCCCACCCCCUUCUGCCCCUGGGUCCCCGGCCAUCCAGCGGGGCUGCCAGAGAACCCCAGACCUGCCCUUACAGUAGUGUAGCGCCCCCUCCCUCUUUCGGCUGGUGUAGAAUAGCCAGUAGUGUAGUGCGGUGUGCUUUUACGUGAUGGCGGGUGGGCAGCGGGCGGCGGGCUCCGCGCAGCCGUCUGUCCUUGAUCUGCCCGCGGCGGCCCGUGUUGUGUUUUGUGCUGUGUCCACGCGCUAAGGCGACCCCCUCCCCCGUACUGACUUCUCCUAUAAGCGCUUCUCUUCGCAUAGUCACGUAGCUCCCACCCCACCCUCUUCCUGUGUCUCACGCAAGUUUUAUACUCUAAUAUUUAUAUGGCUUUUUUUCUUCGACAAAAAAAUAAUUAAAAGUUUCUUCUGAAAAGCUGAA